This is a messenger RNA of Raphanus sativus (radish), 585 nucleotides long. RefSeq lists its product as uncharacterized. The coding region runs from base 1 to 585 and encodes 194 amino acids. The transcript has a single exon. NCBI's taxonomy places the organism in Eukaryota, Viridiplantae, Streptophyta, Magnoliopsida, Brassicales, Brassicaceae. The record is from RefSeq and is a predicted model, not a curated record.
AUGAGAGGAUACUAUAGCAUUGCCAAGAACGCUAUAGUCUGGUGCCUUGUGUUGCAAGUCAUCACACUCCAUGUAGAAUCCAUAGUUGGAGAUGUGAGUUUCUCGAUAGUAAUGAAAAACGAAAUGUACGGCUUAAAACGUCCAUCAGUUGUCUACCGGUGCAAGUCGUCUGAAAAAUCCCUCCGGUGGCACAGAUCGCGCCCCAAAACGCAAUUUUCAUGGGAUUUUGAUGUACCGCCGUUUGGAAACGGCGUGGUGACUCACCUAUGCCAUUUCCUGUCAAGCCAAGGGACAGCGCAUGUCGAGAUCAAGACGUUGUCGAUGACAUCUAUGUUGUGCGGAGGACAUGUGUGUAAAUACGUCAUCAAGCCGAACGGUAUAUAUUUCGUUGGUUUUGAGACGUACUAUCCGCACAACGUUUUGUUAAGGUUUCUAGAGUUGGUGAGGCCUGUUGAAAAGCUUGUCGAGCCAUGGAAGGCGUGGUCUCCGAGGCAGUUAAAAGCUUUACGAGCGGAACGCAAUCGCACCAGGUCAAGCGAUGACAAAGAUUAUUAUGAUGACGACAAGGAAUUAAAGGACGAUUAG